This is a messenger RNA of Elgaria multicarinata webbii, 1414 nucleotides long. RefSeq names its product GDP-D-glucose phosphorylase 1 (gene GDPGP1). Gene Ontology annotation, molecular function: GDP-D-glucose phosphorylase activity. Gene Ontology annotation, cellular component: cytoplasm. NCBI's taxonomy places the organism in Eukaryota, Metazoa, Chordata, Lepidosauria, Squamata, Anguidae. Bases 9 to 1268 code for a protein of 419 amino acids. The transcript has 2 exons. The record is from RefSeq and is a predicted model, not a curated record. Gene Ontology annotation, biological process: glucose metabolic process.
AACACCCCAUGCGUGAGGCAGGGCAACGACAGCCUGGCCUGGAAGCACCCCAGAGCAUUGGCAGCAUUUGGAGCCCUCCAUCUGGAAGCACUCAGAAGCCUGCAGCAGAACCUCAAGCUGUCUCCAGCAUGGCAAUGGGGCUGGGCACUACAAGCCAGGAUCCACUGAGCCCCCAAUCACAGGACGGGCCUGCCCUCUCCUCUGCAGAAGUCUUUGUAUAUGAUGAGGGGGACUUUGUGCUGCAUGGAGCGGAGUGGCAGGGAAACGGCCUGUGUGGACUGGCCAGGGGCCCCCUGUCCCGCUUUGACAGAGCCCUGCAGUUGGGCUGGAAGGACAGACUGAAUAGGGGGCUCUUCCGCUACCACUUGGGGGAGCUACAGACCCGGAUCCUGCCAGGGACGGUAGGGUUUGUGGCCCAGCUCAAUAUCCAAAGGGGGGUGGAGAGAAGAAGACCCCAGGAGAUCCAAAGUGUCCAACAGAGAUUUGACCCUCAGCAGUUCAAUUUCUGUAGGAUCCAACCCGAGGAGAUUCUUUUCUGCAUGACCAGGAGCUGCACUCCCUCAAUGGAAGGUGCUCCCUUUAUCCUCGUAGUGAUUAACAUCAGCCCUCUGCAGUUUGGACACAGCCUUCUGAUCCCCGAACCUGCACUCUCGUUGCCCCAGAUCCUCACACCGGAGGUCCUUCACUUUGGCCUGGAUGCCCUGCUCCUCAGUGCCCAUCCUGGAUUCCGCAUUGGUUUCAACAGCCUUGGGGCUUUUGCCUCUGUCAAUCACUUGCAUCUGCAUGGUUAUUAUCUGGACUGGGAGCUGCUGGUUGAAUCUGCCCCCUGCAUGCCCCUUUUGCCUGAAGCAAACUUCUAUCUACUGCAGGGGGUCCCAGCUCCCGGCUUCCUCUUCUACAGUGAUGGGCAGCAGUUAGAGAAGUUGACACACCAAAUUGGCCAAGUUACCAACUACCUGGUAAAGAAGGAGAUUGCACACAACCUGUUUAUAACCCGGGGUGCUACACCCAGGGGACCCAUUCGCUCAGGAGCUCGGCCUGGGAUCCGGAUCAUUGUCUGGGCUAGGAAAGCCUGCUUUGGUAUCAAAGAAGAGUCUGCAUUCAAUGUAGCCCUCUGUGAGCUGGCAGGCCACCUGCCCAUCAAAACUGCCAAAGAUUUUGAGGGCCUCACAGAGGCAUCAGCUAUUCACACAAUUCAGAAAUACCUCCUCUCAGACUUUCAGUUUGCCAAACUACAAUGUGAGCUAGUGGACCUCCUCAAAGGGUAGCAUCCCAAAAGUGAUUGUCCCAUUUUAGAUAUGCUGAGAAUUUGUACCUCUUUGCUAGUUUGUUCUUUGCAGGGCAAGAAAGGCCUCCCACUCAUGGUGGGAGGACAUGCAAGAUUGCUGGCCAAUAAAGCACAAGGUCAACUGGA